UAAAUGAUUGCGAAAACACUGAGCCUAACCACAAAAAAUGCUAUAGGCACAGUAGAAAUAGCUAUACUGUGAUAUAGGCUCAAUCUAAAGUAAAAUAAAAUAGUCCAACAAAAAUCAUCUAUAGAUUUUGGUAAUUUCUAGAGGUUCAGUAUUUAAUCUCAAAAUAAAUUCAAUUAUCUUUGACAAGAUUCGAAUAUGACCCGGAUAAGUAGUGAAGGAAGACAUCUGUGAUUUUCUGCUAACAAUUGAUCUAAGAAAAAUAAGUAUGGUUAGUUUGAAUAAAUCUUUCCUUUAUGGCAUAUGUUUUGCUUCUUUAACAUGGAUGAUUUCUUUGUAUUUAUACUUCCAAAUAUCAAAUAGUGACGCCAAUGGUUGGGGGUAUUUAACUACUCCUCAAGAAAAGUCAACAUCUUUCCCAUGGGUUAACUCAAAUUUUGGUUUUUUUCGCCAAACAACCAAUUUCAACAGCGAUAAAUUACUGGAGAAACUGAAACCUUUUAUUUCUACACCAAUUAGUGAAAAUAAGUUUGAACAAGAAUUGAUGGAUUUGGGAAUGGUGAAAAAUGAAGAAGAUAAAGAGAUCAGAGAGACAGGUUACAAAAUUCAUGCUUAUAAUGUGCUGAUUAGUAAUCGUCUUGGCCUCAACCGUAGUAUACCAGAUACUAGAAAUUCUUUGUGUGCAAACAGAACAUAUCAAAGCAGCCUUCCUAAAGCAAGCAUAAUUGUAUGUUUUUAUAAUGAACACUACCAAACUUUGCUUAGAACAAUACACUCUAUUCUGAAUAGAACUCCUAGCCACUUACUAGAAGAAGUUAUUUUAGUUGAUGAUCAAAGUGAUGUAGACAAUAUACAUGAUGACAUUAAGAACUACAUCACACAACAUUCAUUAUCUAAGGUUAAGUUAUUCAAACCAGAUAGCAGGCAAGGAUUGAUUCGUGCCAGACUUUUUGGAUUCAGGAAAGCUCAAGGGGAAGUUCUAAUCUUCUUGGACAGUCACAUAGAAGUUAACAUAGGCUGGAUUGAACCACUACUAGAUAGAAUAAGAGAAAAUAGAACAAACGUAGCUAUGCCUAUCAUUGAUAUUAUCAACCCAGACACUUUUGCAUAUUCAUCAAGCCCAUUAGUGAGAGGUGGAUUCAAUUGGGGUCUGCAUUUUAAAUGGGAUAAUCUACCGAGAGGUACUUUAAAUACAAAAGGGGAUUUCAUCAAGCCAAUAAAAUCACCUACAAUGGCAGGUGGUUUGUUUGCCAUUGACAAAAAAUUCUUCAUUGAUAUUGGUGAAUAUGACGCUGGAAUGAAUAUUUGGGGAGGAGAAAAUUUAGAAAUAUCUUUUAGGAUCUGGAUGUGUGGGGGCACAUUAGAACUAAUACCGUGUAGCAGAGUCGGCCAUAUAUUUAGGCAUAGAAGACCAUAUGGUUCUCCUGAUGGUGAGGAUACAAUGUUAUACAAUUCUCUGAGGGUUGCCCAUGUAUGGAUGGAUGAUUAUAAGGAUUAUUUUCUCAAUCAACGACCUGAUGCAAAAAAUAAGGACUAUGGUGAUAUUUCUUCUCGACAACAACUGCGUAAAGAACUGAAAUGUUACGACUUUGACUGGUACCUCAAAAAUGUCUAUCCAGAGCUCAUUCUUCCCAAUGAUAAUGAGUCGCGUCUCAAAAAAAAGUGGUCAGCCAUCGAACAGGACAAUUUCCAACCAUGGCAUUCAAGAAAAAGGAACUACAUUGACCAGUACCAGUUAAGAAUGUCAAAUAGUUCACUGUGCAUACAGAGUGAGAAGGAUUACAAAACUAAAGGCAGUCUUUUGGUGUUGAGGCCCUGUAUGAGAAUCAAAAACCAAGUAUGGUAUGAAACGGACAGGAAUGAACUAGUUUUGGGGCAUUUACUUUGUUUGCAGUCGGGAAAAAUAUCUCCCAUCUUAUAUAAAUGUCACGAAAUGGCUGGCGAUCAGGAGUGGAAACACAAAGGAGGGAAGGAAACGCCAAUUUACAAUUUGGCAGCUGGUACUUGUUUAGGAGUAGAGCAAAAGGCUGUUAACGCAAUGAUACAGAUGAUGUUGUGCACAGAUUCAAAUUUAACUAAGUGGGAUCUAGUGAGGUGAAGCUAGUCAGCUUUUGAUAAUGGAACAUACAAUCAUUUCGAAUGAGACUGAAAAACAAACUAUAAUUUGCAACGUCCACUAUUAGCUUUAAUGAGAUAUAUUUUUUAUUCAUAAUGAUAAUAUAUAAGAUAACGAAUGAUCUAGACCUAGUACUACUGCAAGAUAUAUACAUUUACGUUUUUCCGGGUUUCAUUCCAUGUUCUGUGUUUUUGAUCCUCACAAGGAUCAUUUUCACAAUGUUUCGGCAAAGUAUCUUUUGCCAUCUUCUGGUGAUGUCUGGAUUUCUGUCUGGAUGUCUGGAAUAACUCGUUAACUAAUGGGGUGUUGAUUAUUUCUUUGGAAGUUUAUUUGUUAAUACUUGGCACUGUAACGUCACAUGAUUCUAAACACUAGUAAACUGAUAGACCAUAUACAGUUUUCUAUUGAAAGAUUUGUUUUAAAUUUCAUAAGCGUCAGCGGUACAGCUCACACUGAAGUGUUUUUCUAUGAAAAUCAUUUUGAUGUAAGUUUCAAUAAUAUUAAUUUUUAAUUGAUUAUCUAUCUUCAUUUCUCAAAAAUCAAUUUUUCCUAGAAAAACACCCCUUUCAAUUUAAAUUAAAGUAAGAAUUUUGAGAAACAUUUGUAUGGUAACAGAGAUUUGUAUUGCUUUAUUUCAGUUUUUUACACUGCUUAACUACAGCAGUUUUCUUUCAAGUCUCCAGAAAAAACUGCAGCCGUAUGGGCUUAUUGCAUUUUCCCUCAUCUUUUUUCAACAUUCUUGUUCUUUGUAAUGGUUUAUACAGGUCCCUUGUUGAAUGUUUGUCAUACUCAUAUUCCUCUGAACAUAAUUGGGGUUCUCCAUAAAUUCAUAAAUCGUUUGCUUCUUGAUCCACUGCUUCAUUUUCACAUAAAAUAUAACAAAUUGUCUGUCCUUUUAUUGCACAUCCUGCAGCUAAGGUUUCUAUUGUUCAGCCCUGUUUUAUUCAGGUAUUCUCUCAAUGGACAAUACCCAGUGAGUAGUCCUGGAAUUUUUCUAAGCCUGUCUCUGCUAUGUUGAAUUGGAUCUUCAGUUUCCAUCCAGAGUGAUACUUUCAUAAAGGUUUUCUCAUUCGUGUCCUCAGGUAUAUUUUUCUAGUAAUCUUCAUGUUUUUUAUAAACCCACUUAACAAUCUGGUUCCGUAAGAAAGUUUUUGGUGCACCUACAGCUGGUUUAGGGCCACACUUAUCAGCUUUUUCAUCAUCUAUGACAUCCGAGUGUCUUUAUAUUCAGUAUAGAGUCAAUAUAUUCUUGUCUGCAAGUGUCCUCAGUUUUUAAGGCAUUCCCAGACCAGUCUUAACGUCACUUUUGGAUUUAUCAGUUCCCCACAUGCAACCUGACUGCAGAAAUAUCUAUCCGCUCAUUUCGCUAUUUCUCUUGUGCAUAGCAAGAUUGCACACACUUCAGUGGAUAACUGAAAUGUAUUUUUCUCUCUGCAAAGUAAAUUCCAGCUCCUGUCACAUGUUCGAUUAUUGACCUGUCUACACCAAGUAUUUCUGCCUAGCAUGUUCUUACGAUGACUGUUCAAUCUUUCCACUUUGAAUUGGCCCUCAUGCUUUACAUUAUUAAGGAUUAGUAGUAUUUCAGUUAGAUCAGCUAAUGUAUUACUCAUUUGGAGGUCUUCAUAUUUCCAAAUACAACAGAACAGAAGAUGAAGUGACGGAAAUGGUUAUCAUAUCAAUUAUUGAUAAAUUAGAUUGACUUGAGAGUGACUAAAUUAGUUAAUUUUUUCAAUUCAUUGAAAAAUAUUGUUUUUUGGGAAUCGGUUGCAUAAUUAUAUUCUUAUUUAAACACAGUGAACAUUCCUUAUAUACAGUUCUGCAGUUAAUUUUUCCCAUGGAAGUGGGAUUAACCCCAAAUAUUCAUUGUGAAGUCAUAUAGUAUUGUUAAUAUUUCUAGUUUUAUUACUAUUCAAAUACUAUUUAAUGCACACUACUUUUCGAUAGAUUGAUUUUGUGAAAUAGUCAAAAUAAUGUUUCUUAUUAUUUUUUUGGGUAUAUAAUCUUCCACAAUCUGUUAAGGUUUAUAUUUUCGUUUUCAACCUCUCUUCUUAGUAAUGGCAACCAGAGAGUAUUUUCUUUAAAUAAUGAAUCAUAUUGAGUGAUGUCUUGAUCAUUUAGAAAGAACAAAAACCCGGCUAGUAAACUGUAGUGAAAUGGAACUUGUUAUAAUCGUGUUCAUGAGGAAGACCCAGCAAUAUGAUUAAACACCAUUUUAUCAAUAAAUAUAAAUCACAUACAUAACAGUGAUAUAGAAGUAACUUAAUUGUCAAAAAAUAUUGGUCGGUCGGUAGCCAGGCGGUUCGACGCGGGUGCUUUGUU
Leptinotarsa decemlineata (Colorado potato beetle) is the source of this 4432-nucleotide messenger RNA. It is a transcript of the gene Pgant35A, whose product is annotated as Polypeptide N-acetylgalactosaminyltransferase 35A. NCBI's taxonomy places the organism in Eukaryota, Metazoa, Arthropoda, Insecta, Coleoptera, Chrysomelidae. Gene Ontology annotation, molecular function: polypeptide N-acetylgalactosaminyltransferase activity; Notch binding. The record is from RefSeq and is a predicted model, not a curated record. Gene Ontology annotation, cellular component: Golgi apparatus. Gene Ontology annotation, biological process: regulation of Notch signaling pathway; protein O-linked glycosylation.